CCACUAAUGUGAGGUGGGGGUCAGGAGCUCACAGGUUUCACAUCUCAUCCCCAGAUCCAUAACUGUAUCACAGAGUAACGGACCCGAGACUGCAGAGCUACACAGAGUCUGCUCCUAUCCAGCCAUAAACACGGUGUCAUCAUGUCCCAGAAGAAAGUGUCCUCUAAGAACGCACCAUAUAAGAAGAAGUCUAUGAAGCCGCAGGCUGCAGCCAGCAGCUAUUACACCGACUCUCUGGGGUUCAUGGCCAUGGACUGCAAUGUGCCUGGCCUGUCCAGCGUGAUCCUUCAGAAGCUGAACAUGAAGAGCUACGAGGAGUACAGGUCUGCUCUUGGUGGUAACAAUCUUGCCUCUAAUUUUGGUAUCCGGACAUAUUCUGAGAUGUUUCAGAGGAUGGAAGACACCUAUAAAUUCUGUGCUCAGUGCCAGAAGCUACCAUCCGGCCUUGCAGACCCCCGCAGCAUGAGGCGCUGUAAGAGGUGCCAGAAUGUGUAUUACUGCAGCUCGGAGUGUCACAGAGAGAACUGGCCAUUACACAAGAAGUUCUGCAGGAAACUGAAGCUCGCGGCCAUAGACCGACUGCUGGAGUGGCUGAUAUUUACAGGGGACAUUCCUUUCACAACAUCUCCUUGGAGUAAGACCAUCACAGAUGUGAAGACCUGGGAAGACUGGUUCUCCAUGCAGGAGAAUUUGGAGGAGAAACUGGAUAAUAUCAUGGCCGGGCGUUACAUGGGAAUUCUAUGGGCCAAUGCUGGAAAACCGAAGCCAGAAAACAGUGAACUCAGAGAGUCCAUCAAACGCUUGACAACAGACUUUUUCACUAGACCAAUGACCAUUGGCUUUGCUAUGAACACCUACCGCGUGGACCCAUACACUGGACCGAUCACUGUGCACGUGGUUGGGGCUUCCCAUAUAGAAACCUUAUGCAUUAAGGCCACGGACUAUGACGAGCUUGCCAAGAUGUUCCCAGGAAACCAAGGCCUAGAGGUCGUCAUGGUAGGACCAGAGGUAGUAGAUGGACCAGUUAUGAGACCGCCUUUGACCGCAUUUGGACCACGUGGGAAAGUGUACUUGAGUGGCUACAGAGGCCUGUAUCACGUCUUCUGGGAGACACUGGUGGAGAGCCACCGUGCAGCAAGGCCUGAUCUUGUGGUGGGCUUCCAUCCAGGUUUCCACGCCUCGCAGGGUCUCACCGAGGGCUGGCUCCCCACCCUGCUCCUCCUUCGUGAUUAUAACAUCCCCUCACUAUUCACCAUGUACAGCGAGCAGGAGCUGAAAUACUCGCUUCAGAUCCUGGCAGAGUUGGACACCCGGGUGUUGGGGUCCGGCCUGUCGCCCUUCUGUUCUCAGAAGCCGGAACAGGUGCAGUCAGACCCUAAUAAGACCCCCGUCAGCAGCAACGCUUUUUAUUUGCUCUUUAAGGGUUCCACGUGGGUGGAUGCUGACGCGGACAUGGGAGAGCUGGGGGCAGAGGAACAGCACUGAGGCCUCAGCUGUUGGCACGCGCCACGCGUUUCGCUGUACAGACCUGCAUUUGAUCACAACACCCCUGUUGCCCCUUCUCACUAUACAUUGUGCUUCUAUCUGCAUAUAGGUGUAAUAAGGACAAACCAAGCUACAUAUCUGUUUCACUCAUGGCAUCCAUUCCUCUACUACAGCUCUGGUUACCAAUAUGAUUCUUAUUCUCUACCCAGCGCGAUGUGCACAUUACCUGCUGCUCGGAGCCGGAUUAUCUGUUAGGCAAUCUAGAAUCCUACCUAGGGCUCUAGCGACACCAAGGAGCCCGGAUUAGGGUAAAACAUCAUUCUGUGGGGUCUAUUCAUGAAGCAGUGAUAAGAGUGGAGAAGUUUCCCAUGGCAACCAAUCAGCAUUGAAGUAACAUUUACAAUUUGCAUGCUAUAAAAUAAUACAGAGCAGCUGAUUGGUUGCCAUGGGCAACUUCUCCACUGGCUCACUUCUCCACACUUUUCACUGCUUCAUGAAUAGACCUCUGUUGUGCGUUUUCUUGGCAAACGAGAGAACAAGGAUCCCAAACCAGCAUCCUGCCUAGGUCCCAUAGAUUCAUCCUCUAUAACAGGGAUAGGGAACCUUUGGCCCUCCAGCUGUUGUUGAACUACACAUACCAGCAUGCCUUGCUACAUCUUUGUUAUUUGGCCAUGCUAAAACUGUUGCAGGGCAUGCUGGGAUGUGUAGUUCAACAACAGCUGUAGGGAAAUGGUUCCCUAUCCCUGCUCUAUACCAUCCGCUGCUUCUCAGUAUUCACCUUGUACAGACCUGGAACCAUGUAUGAUAAAGCCAGAAGGUUAGUUGUCAAGUUGUUGUCUGGCGCUAAUGACUUAAUUAUUACACUUCCGUCAUAUUGUAUUUUUGCGGUGUGCUGAACUAUACAGAUGGGAUAUAUGCAGGAAUUCUACUGUCUGUAAUCAUUUAUAGUUUCUUUUCUGAAGUAUCUAGUAUUACAUUUUACUAGGUUGUUAUUAUUACAUCUUAUUAUUAUUAUUAUUAUUAUUAUUAUUAUUAUUAUCACCCGCGGAUGGGUGCUGCAGUUGUGCUGGUGAUAUCAUCAUUAUACUAUAACACAAAUAAUGCAAAUAUGUGUAUAAAUUCGUGUAAGUAGUAUCCACAAACAGUGAGUUCUGAUGCCAUCGCUUGUAUUUGGUUUAGUUAUGUCAUCGCUUUUAAGCGUGAGUUCUGAUGCAAUCACUUAUAAUCGGUGGAUUCUGAUGUCAUCGUUUAUAAUCGGUGCAUUCUGAUGUCAUCACUUAUAAUCAGUGAGUGCUGAUGUCAUCACUUAUAAUCGGUGAGCUCUGGAGUCAUCAGUAUGGUGAUUAUUAGUAUAACGUGUAUUAUAAGGAAUAAUGAGCCCCCUUCUGCAUUUGAUCAUGUCUUUUAGCAGCCGCCUCUGAUUUAUCUGUCAGUUGUAUAAACGCAGGUAACCUACAACCUCAUGCCUUUCUAUGGUCACAUGGCUCCUUUGUGACAUAUAAUGUUCAUUUGGGUCAAUCCUAUUAGAUGCAAAGGGAGCAAGGAAAUGCCACUGCAGCUCGCCCCUUGUGACCCAAUCUCGCCCCGGACUUGGGGAUUUUUGGAUGCAGCUCUGCCGGCUAUGAUACGCACUGCUAAAUUUUGGGAAAGUAUGGUGACAAGAAAAGGAUGGCUAAAAUCAGCCCGUACUUUCCUUUAAAUAUAUAUAUUUAAAUGAAUAAAUAGCUCACAGUUUUCUGCCAAA
Molecule: messenger RNA, 3229 nt
Organism: Pseudophryne corroboree (corroboree frog)
Lineage: Eukaryota; Metazoa; Chordata; Amphibia; Anura; Myobatrachidae
Gene: MSS51
Product: MSS51 mitochondrial translational activator
Exons: 7
Coding region: 142-1485 (447 amino acids)
Source: RefSeq, a predicted model, not a curated record